UUCAAAAACGCACUCUCCCACAUUUUUCUCCCUCCACUUUCUAUCUACGUAUCUCUCUCUCAGAAAAACUUCGAAUUCAAUUCCUUCAUUCUGCAUGUUCGAAAAAUUCAGUAAAAAUUCGUAGAACAGAAUUUGCAUAGAGAAUAAUGUCAUUUUCAGAUUCAGAAACGUCCUCUCAUGGCACAGAGUAUAGGAAUUUCAAGCAUGUCAGCCGUGAUCGACUAUUACAUGAAAUGCUUGGAUCUUCAGGUUCAGGAGAUUCAAGAUCUUCAUGGAAGGUUCUUAUCAUGGAUAAAGUAACGGUAAAAGUAAUGUCUUCCACAUGCAAAAUGGCUGAUAUCACAGACCAAGGAGUUUCAUUGGUGGAAGAUCUUUUUAGAAGAAGGCAACCUUUACCAACAAUGGAUGCUAUAUACUUCAUCCAGCCGUCAAAGGAGAACGUUGUCAUGUUCUUGUCCGAUAUGUCAGGAAGAGAACCUUUAUACAGGAAAGCAUAUGUAUACUUCAGUUCCCCAAUACCUAAGGACCUGGUUGCCCGCAUCAAGAAUGACACAAGUGUAAUACCCCGUAUAGGUGCAUUAGGAGAGAUGAAUUUGGAGUACUUCCCAAUAGACAGCCAGGGAUUUGUCACUGACCAUGAAAGAGCACUUGAAGAGUUGUUUGGUGAAAGUGCUCAAAAUUCCCGGCGUACUGAUGCUUGCUUGAAUGUAAUGGCCACAAGAAUUGCCACUGUUUUUGCUUCACUGAAGGAAUUUCCUUUUGUGCGUUAUCGAGCUCCCAAGGGACGUGAUGCAUCAACAACAAAUUUCCGUGAAUUAGUUCCUGAAAAGCUCGCUACAGCUAUAUGGAACAAUAUCACUAUGUAUCGGUCUAGUAUUCCUAAUUUUCCGCAGAAGGAGACAUGUGAAUUACUGAUUCUGGACAGAUCUGUUGACCAGAUUGCUCCUGUGAUUCAUGAAUGGACAUACGAUGCCAUGUGUCAUGACCUGCUUGAUAUGGAUGGAAAUAAAUACGUACAUGAGGUUCCUAGCAAAUCAGGUGGUCCACCUGAGAAGAAGGAAGUUCUUUUGGAAGAUCAGGAUCCUGUUUGGUUGGAGCUACGGCAUACUCAUAUAGCUGAUGCUAGUGAACGACUCCACGACAGGUUUACAAACUUCGUUUCUAAGAACAAAGCAGCACAGAUGGAGCAGAGAGAUGGAGGUGAAUUAUCUACACGAGACUUGCAGAAGAUGGUCCAAGCUUUGCCACAGUAUAAUGAACAAAAGGAGAGACUCUCUAUCCAUGUUGAGAUUGCAGGUGAGCUUAAUAAAGUUAUCAAAGAAACGGGUCUUCGGGAACUUGGACAGCUGGAGCAGGAUCUUGUCUUUGGCGAUGCAGGAACGAAGGAAAUGAUCCAUUUUCUAAGGACGAAGCAGGAUACUGCAGGUGAAAAUAAAUUACGCUUGAUGAUGAUUUAUGCAUCUGUUUAUCCAGAAAAAUUUGAGGGCGACAAAGCAGCAAAACUGAUGCAGUUAGCAAAACUGUCACCUGAGGAUAUGAAGGCUGUGAAAAAUAUGAGAAUGCUAGAGGGUUCAGAAAAACGGAAGGCGUCAAGUGGAAGCUUCUCCCUGAAGUUUGAUUCACAAAAGAAAGGGAAAGCAGCUAGACAGGAUCGAACUGGAGAGGAAGAAACAUGGCAGUUAUUUCGAUUUUAUCCCGUGAUAGAGGAGUUGGUUGAGAAAAUGUGUAAAGGUGACUUGCCUAAAGAUGAUUAUCAAUGCAUGAACAGUCCUCAACCAGCAACUCGUGAGGUCAAUGGAUCUUCUGCAAGGAAUGCCCCACCAAAGACUGCUGAAUCUACUAAUCCACGCUCAGUGAGAUCAAGAAGGACGCCAAAUUGGGCACGUUCUCGUACUUCUGACGAUGGAUAUUCAAGCGACUCCAAUCUCAGAAGUUUUUCAACUGAUUUUAAGAACAUGGGACAACGGAUAUUUGUUUUCAUUAUCGGUGGUGCAACUCGAUCUGAGCUUAGGGUUUGUCACAAACUUACAUCUAAGUUAAGGAGGGAAGUGGUCCUUGGCACAACUAGUCUGGAUGAUCCACCUCAAUACAUCACGAAACUGAAAUUGCUAUCAGAGAAAGAGCUUUCAGUAGAUAGCCUCAGAAUUUAAUAUGGUAUUUGGGAUUUGUAAACUACAUUUUUGGUUGACACCCGAAAGGGUGCAGGGUGCAAUAUAUACUUAAGGAGCACAUUGUUGGUUUCUGAUGCUUUUUUAAUUGAUUUUGAGGGAAGAACUUGAUUCAUUGCAAAGACAGAUCAAUUUUUAAAAAGGCUUCAUGGUACUGGAAUUUACAUAUGGCAGUUGGAUUACUGCUUUUAUACUAAUCUUGCAGCUUAGGUAGAAGAACCAUCUUUGGGAUUGGAAAAUGAUAUAGAAACUUACGUCCAACAUUCAUGAGGCAGUGAAGGAGUUUGAAUGCAACUUAGUUUUUUUUGUUUUAAACUUCAAACACAAGCAAGAUUGCACUCUUGAAUUUUGUAAUUGUACUAAAUUUAGUUGGUCAAGUUUGUCUCAAGGCAUGUGUUUAAGGAAGAAGAUUACUUGUA
Messenger RNA from Nicotiana tabacum (common tobacco), 2587 nucleotides. Its product is annotated as protein transport Sec1a-like. Lineage: Eukaryota; Viridiplantae; Streptophyta; Magnoliopsida; Solanales; Solanaceae. The record is from RefSeq and is a predicted model, not a curated record. Gene Ontology annotation, biological process: vesicle-mediated transport.